Messenger RNA from Penicillium lagena, 477 nucleotides. Its product is annotated as Pyruvate/Phosphoenolpyruvate kinase. Bases 1 to 477 code for a protein of 158 amino acids. The record is from RefSeq and is a predicted model, not a curated record. The transcript has a single exon. Gene Ontology annotation, biological process: pantothenate biosynthetic process. NCBI's taxonomy places the organism in Eukaryota, Fungi, Ascomycota, Eurotiomycetes, Eurotiales, Aspergillaceae. Gene Ontology annotation, molecular function: magnesium ion binding; 3-methyl-2-oxobutanoate hydroxymethyltransferase activity. Gene Ontology annotation, cellular component: mitochondrion.
AUGGCUAUACCGAGCUCGGCAUGGCGGCCGCUCUCGCGGACAGUUCUAGCUGUGCCGUCACGGCUCCGGACCACAUUACCUCUCCUAGCUGGUCAACAAAGCAAUCGCUUCGAUUCGUCCUUACCAUCCCUUUCCUCCGCCUCGCGAUCGUCGUUGUCCUGUUCCCCAUACAGCCACGCAAGACACAGCUCCUGGUCUGCUCCCACCCCGGCUAAUGGGCGCAAGAAGGUCACCAUCCAAACAUUACAAACCCUCUAUAAGAAAGGGGAGCCAAUCACUAUGAUCACGGCGCACGACUUCCCUAGUGGCCAUGUGGCCGAUGUCUCGGGCAUGGACGUGACUCUGGUCGGAGAUAGCUUGGGGAUGGUGGCGAUGGGCCUGGAUAACACAAGCGAGGUAAUUAUGGAGGAGAUGCUGUUGCAUUGUCGGAGUGUAGCUCGGGCAACGAAAAGUGCCUUUACUGUGAGUUUGCCUUGA